CCGACGAUUAUAUAAAAUCUAGUGAGCAUUAUACCAGGUCAUUGCCAGUCCAAAAAGAGGGAAAACAGAGGGACUCUUUUUGGAACGUGAAAAGUAGUUGAAUCUCGCCGCCGUCAUCGGAUUCUUCCACCGCCGCCGUCGCCGUCGGUAAACAAGAUGUCGUCGGGAAGAUACAUGGCUUAUUCACCAUCUCCAUCUGCUCCUCAAUCUCCUCAUAUCGCCGCCGGUCUUCGCUCUGCUUCUUCCGCUAUCGCCGAGCAAGAGAAGUAUCUCUCAGAGUUACUUGCAGAACGCCAAAAACUCAGCCCAUUUCUGGCCGUCCUUCCUCAUUGCUAUCGAUUGCUGAAUCAGGAACUUUUGCGUGUAACUACACUGUUGGGGAAUGCAUCAGUUUUAGAUCAAAAUGGGCUUGAACAUGCUAGCCCCCUGGCUUCAGGAGGAAUGUUUUCAAAUGGAGGAGCUAAUGUGGACAGAUGGGCAUCACCAUUUCAAUCAGAAAUAUCAGGUUUAAUGCACUCACCGUCGACUCAAAACUGGCUUAAUACUCAAAGUAACUCAUCAGGUCUUAUAGUGAAGCGAACACUCAGAAUUGAUAUACCGGUGGAUCAAUAUCCUAGUUACAAUUUUGUGGGCCGCCUCCUGGGCCCUAGAGGGAACUCUCUAAAGCGAGUGGAAGCUACUACUGAAUGCCGGGUUCUGAUAAGAGGACGCGGAAGCAUCAAAGAUCCAGUAAAGGAAGAAAUGAUGAGAGGCAAACCGGGGUAUGAGCACCUGAAUGAGCUUCUUCAUGUUAUUGUGGAAGCUGAACUGCCAGUGGAGAUCAUUGAUACUCGGCUAUUGCAAGCACGUGAGAUAUUGGAAGAUCUUCUCAAGCCUAUGGAUGAGUCUCAGGAUUUCUACAAAAAACAGCAGCUACGUGAACUUGCAAUGCUGAAUGGUACACUUCGUGAAGAAGGUUCUCAAAUGUCUGGUUCUGUUUCCCCCUUCCACAACAGUCUUGGGAUGAAGAGGGCCAAAACCAGAGUGUGAUCAAUACCUUAUGUAGUGGGAUUUGGAGCUUGUGCAUUGAUACACACCACUAACCAGCAGGUCCUAUGCAACAGGUGUUGCUAUAAAAGUCAAACGCCUCGCACUGCCAUCGGGGCACUGGUGCUGUGCUGUGCCAGUUCUAACUUGUCUCUAUAAUGAUAUGAAGUGUGUUUACGUUCUGGUUGGGGAAGAUUAAGUAACAGUAAGCCAUAGUAGUGGACCGCGUUAGAGGUUUGCUUGAUGUCGACAGGUGGUUUGUCCAGUGCAGUCUGUCUUGCCAACGUCAUUGUAUUAUUUCAUUAAUUUCUAGUUUGUGAUUUCAUGGUGUGGGAAUGCCUAUAAUGCUAGCGAGGCGUGUCUGUACUGAAAAAAAAAAAAAAAAAAAAGAGAAGGUGAGGUGAAAAUCUAUGUUUACAGCGUCUCUGUGGUCUCUAGUUGGCGCCUUUUCUGCUCUCUUUUGGAACAUUAUCUAGUAUUUUAGGAGAGCAUUCUUCUUAAUUUUGUGGACAUCUAAGCACCUGAUAAUCAUGUAUUUAGUGGUCUGAGCUCAGUUUCUGCUUUG
This is a messenger RNA of Capsicum annuum, 1591 nucleotides long. Its product is annotated as KH domain-containing protein At5g56140. NCBI's taxonomy places the organism in Eukaryota, Viridiplantae, Streptophyta, Magnoliopsida, Solanales, Solanaceae. Gene Ontology annotation, cellular component: nucleus. Bases 157 to 1029 code for a protein of 290 amino acids. The record is from RefSeq and is a predicted model, not a curated record. Gene Ontology annotation, biological process: regulation of mRNA splicing, via spliceosome. The transcript has 7 exons. Gene Ontology annotation, molecular function: mRNA binding.